UAUGCUAACGUUCACGUACAGCCCCCAUGUAGUUUGUGUGGGGAUAACUAGCAAUUACUAAUGGCACUUCAAUAUACGAUGGCAUGCAUCUUAUCGAUAGAUAGGCAGCAUGAACGAAAAUGUCGAACAUCUCGUUAGAAUAUGCCAAUCAUCGAAGAAGAGCACAUCGAAAACGCGAUGCUUCUUGCCACUUCGCGAAUCCAAUGCUCUUUUGGCUAGUCAUGCGGACGCUGCCAUUAAGUUGAAAAUUAUCGACGAAUCCUUAGACAAGAAGUUAGCCGUUGGCUAUUAAUCAGUUCCUACACUUGACUAGGGUGUAGAGUUCAUUUCAAACUAAAAGCGCAAAUGAGAUCUUCGAAAUUCGGUUCGAUAGACGCACCCUGGAGCUCAAUGCUAUAGCCUUGACCUCAUACCUAACUUAAAGGCUUUGAUGUCUGGUCGGGAGGCUCGAUAGCCUAACUCCGCUGAUGCUGUGCAACUACAACCUUAUGCGUGCAAUUUAUUUUGGAUGCAACAGAGGAAAAGAAAAACAGAAUCGCACUUAGCUGUCUUACCAUCGAAAUCAAAAUGAUCGCGGCCUUAAAUAGCAUGCCUUUGUUAAAAAGCGCUACGCUACAUAAUAACAUCUAGCGGUAAAGUUUUCACAAUAUAGGUAAAGAAUUUCAAAUACGGUUUCGCCUCGCAAUCAACAAAGGCUGAAGCUUCAGAUGGUAAGCUCAAUCAGAGCACAUGGCGACGAGCCAGUUUCGCUUUUUGUUGUUCAUCGACACUCUGUUCGAGCGCCUAUGUGCUAUCCACCGGGGGACGACGUGUAUCUGUCCCGCAACAACUUUCCACGUGGACCUAGUUAUCUUACGGACGUAGGAAUUAAAAGAAGCCUCCAAGUUGGAAAGAUUUGGAAGCGUUGGUUUCCACAGUUCAUCACGGGCAACCCACGUGAGGUAUGGGCACGUUCAUCGGAGGCGUAUCGUUGUGCUGAGACGUGCAAUACGCUUCUCUAUGCUCUCUACUCAUCCAAAUCUAAUUAUCAGCCAAUUUCAGUUAUCGUGCCUCCAGAAAAUCAAGACAAAUACAUAGGUUCAAAUAGUCUUUCCGAUGAGGAACUCUUUCGUUACAUGGAAAAUCACAUAGACACCGAAGUGCACACCAAGGAUGGUAAAGCGGUCACCGUCAGAAACGUUCUCGACUUCGUCAAAAUUCAGAUGAACCUAGAGAAGGAUACUAAUAACUAUAACAUGUUCAUCUAUCUUGACGGGCUGAGCUCGUUGGAAUACAAUAAAUUAGCGCAGCCUCCAUGGUACACGAAAAACAGAAAAGUGAUCGACGCCGCGUAUAAUAUCCUAUACCAUCAACUGACAGUUACGUUGCGGCCAUUUUAUGGAUACUACCUCUUAAAAGGGGUAGCCGACAGGAUAUGCCUUGUUAGAGAUGGCAAAGCAAAGUUCGGUGAACGAGUGAAUUUAUUCAGUUUUCACGAUUUUUCCGUGUCUGCCGUCCUGACUGCCCUCGAUGAAUCGUUCCACGAAUUUAGACCGCACUUUUUGAGUGCGGUUUUCUUUGAGCUGUACCGAAGGCCCAAAGACGAUCUUCAUUACAUGAUGGUGUCCUGGAGCGAGGGCCUAGACACGAACGGAUCAUAUGCCUCACGGAAGCCCUUACCGCUCACCUGGAACGGCGGAUCCAAUCGUGUUAAACUCGAUGAUUUCUUACCUCGAUUGCAAGACAAUACAUACAGCGACUAUAUGAAGAAAAACGCUCUCUUGGGCUAUACAGGAGAGGACGCUUUCGUGUAAAAUGAGCAUCAUUCAUAUCGAUUUUGAUAAAACUAGUUGUUGAGCUGAGCUUUUAAGCACAGCUUGGAUAACUAUUUUACACGGCUGAGAUAUUAGAUGGAAAUCCGUGGAAUGAAUGGUUUUAUCCUAUUCCCUAGAUUUUACGUGAAAGAAGUUAACUGUGAAUUCGUUGGAAACAUUUAGAUCCAUCUGAGGUUGGCUGGCCCCCAAGUCCUUACUCGGGAUUAGGAGAUAUAUCAUAAAGCUUGUUUUAAAUGUUAAAAAAAAAACAUAAAAAAAUGUUUCGAGUUACUGCUGUUAUGCAUAAGAUCUACCUACAAAUUCUACUGCUUCAAUGGAAGGAUCCUACCUAAAGCAGUGACGAACAGCUGGUCAUCGUGCUCUCGAGGAUGAACUAAUGGUACAUAGGUCAUAACUAUGUUUAUGGCCUAUUCUUUACAAAAUAAUUUGAAAUGGAUAUUUUCAAAAUACGCAUUAACAGAUGCAUUACACUUAAUCUAGAUGACUUUGGCAAGAAAAAAAACGGACUCUUUUGCCUUAAUUGAUGCUAGCAACCAGUAUUAAUUGUAUGUUUAACCAUUGGUGAUAACGUUAACGCAACUAGUAGACUCAACGUUCCCACCGGCUGAUCAUAUUUUCUUAUUAGAUGAUUAAAUCUUUUUUCAACAAAAAUUUUACCAAUUCUGGGCCUCGCCACUGUGUUAACAUUAAUAUAAAACACCUUGGAAAUGUAACUCGAUGUGCAAUAAAAUGUUUCACAAUAUACAGAAUAGAUUAUUAUA
This is a messenger RNA of Varroa destructor (honeybee mite), 2575 nucleotides long. Its product is annotated as lysosomal acid phosphatase-like. Lineage: Eukaryota; Metazoa; Arthropoda; Arachnida; Mesostigmata; Varroidae. The record is from RefSeq and is a predicted model, not a curated record. Gene Ontology annotation, biological process: dephosphorylation. Gene Ontology annotation, molecular function: phosphatase activity.